AUGGUAGAAAGGUGCUCUAUGCCACCGGAGUCCGCCACUUCCGACAGUGCCAAAGAAGAAGAACCCCAAGAUACAUAUUACUCCUCUUACCUUCCCCCUCUCACCGAUGAAGUUUUGCUUUUGAUUCUGGCCCGCACCCCCUUCUUCGAUCACCCCACCCUCCGUUGUCUCAAUCGCCGCCACCGCACCCUACUUGAGUCUGGAGAUCUCUACCGCACCCGCCAAGCCCAUGACCUAUGCCAUCCCAUAGUCUUCAUGAGCGCUGGAGGUGGUUCCUGCUGGUUUGCCUUUUCCCCUGACUGGGGCCCCUGCCGCCGCCGCGGCUUCCGCCUCCCCCACUUCCCGAGCAACAACCGCUUUUAUGAUGGUGAUAAGGAAUCCACUUGUGCUGAAAGCCACCUUUUAGUCUCAAGCCUUGACCCUGAAGGCCCAACCGUAUGGCGCUUUGAACUCGGCAACCACUGGUUUCAGGGGCCCAAAAUGCUCUCAAAACGCAGUCUCUUCGCCUCGGCCAACUCGGGUUCAUGUGCCUUUGUGGCCGGUGGGUGCGCUUAUGUCACCAGCUCUUUGACUGCCCGUGUGCCAAUGAACUCAGCUGAGCAAUACGACCCUGAGACACGCACAUGGAGACCGCUCCCACCUAUGCACAUAAAACGUACACAUUGCUUAGGGUUCUUCAUGAACUCGAAAUUUUACGUCGUCAGAGGAGAGGGAGUGAACAGAGAUGACUUAAAAUGUGGUGAAUUCUACGACCCUGAGAUGAACGAGUGGGUACUCGUGGAGGGUAUGCUCGGCGACAGGCCAAUCCCAACAGGGUCUGAUGGACGACCAUUGCCGAGGUCACAGCCGCUGGUGGUAGUAGUUAACAGGUGCGAACUUUAUGAGUUGGAGCCGUGCAUGAAUGCACUCAAGGUUUAUGAGGAGGAAGAGAAAAGGUGGAGGGCAGUCGGGUUCGUGCCGGUGAGGGCAGACCAAAAUGGGGGCUGGGGGGUGGCCUUUAAGUCAUUGGGGGACAGGCUCUCGGUAUUAUUAUGA
Molecule: messenger RNA, 1035 nt
Organism: Amborella trichopoda
Lineage: Eukaryota; Viridiplantae; Streptophyta; Magnoliopsida; Amborellales; Amborellaceae
Source: RefSeq, a predicted model, not a curated record